Molecule: messenger RNA, 1475 nt
Organism: Drosophila obscura
Lineage: Eukaryota; Metazoa; Arthropoda; Insecta; Diptera; Drosophilidae
Product: cell wall protein DAN4
Exons: 2
Coding region: 90-1166 (358 amino acids)
Source: RefSeq, a predicted model, not a curated record
ACGAACCGCAGGCUAAUUAAGGAAACGAAACGAAUCGAAACGGAAAGCUGUUCGCACGGCGAGAAUAGUCUUCAACCCACACGCUGACGAUGCCGGCGACACGUAGACAUUUAAUUGCACUCGUUGUGGUGACAACAUUAGCCUGCCAGCUCUGUGCCGCCCAGAACUCCACGUUUCUGGCCACAAUUUUCAGCUCGAACAACACGCUAGAGACGACAAACGGGACGCGCCACAACGAGACGAUCACGAUCAACAUCAGCGAGGUGAUUGCCGCCGCUGAGGCGGAGGCAGGCACGGAUACCACCACACCAGAUCCGGCCACGGCAACCACGGAACCUGAUACCAGCACCGAAACAUCUAGCACGUCCCCAACAACAACGACAACCACAACAGUCACUUCAUCCACAUCAUCCACAUCCAGCACACAAGCAACUACAGCUGCCCCAACCACCGAAGAAUCAUCCACAGCUGCAGUGCAGACAACAACGACAGACACUGCAAAUGUUACUGCCACCACACAGCCAACAGAAGCCACAACAACAACAGCCCCACAAGACACGACAACCAUUGCAUCAGACCCAUCCACAACCACACAAGACACAGCUACAACCACUCUGUCGAGCACAACCGCAGAGCCACUCAUAACCACAGAACUAACCACAGCCGCUCAAGAAGCCACAACAACAAGCACACAAUCAUCGAUAACCACAGAAGCCACAAACAUUACAGAUUCAACGAGUGCAACAGCUGCAACGACUGCAACAGCUGCAACGACUGCAACUACAACUACAACGACUGCAGCAGAUACAACAACGAGUAGCAGUGAUGCAGCGAGUACCACCGAUGCAACCACGCCGCUGGCCUACACCGUGUACACAAUGGAACCCUACGCGGCCAUCGUCUAUGGCACAAAGUCACGUAGGCUGCGCAAGGGUCGCCGCGGUGGCCGCAAGGGAAGGAAGCCGCGUCGCCGCACCACCACAACCGAGGGACCAGGAGGGACCACCACCAGCACCACCACAACGACCACAGCCAGAACCACCACGAUCAGCAAUGAUCUGAGCGAGGACUACGAUGAUGGUGGUGUGGCCAAUAGCGUGCUGGAGCCGCAGCUCGGUCUGCCCCUCGAUCUGGGCAACAUUCACAAUGUGCGCAUUUCCCAAUAAGGGGGAACGCCCAACGAGACUGAGAAAGCUUUUCUUUUCGCAUAUAUUUUCACAAAAAAUACACAAAAUAUUUUAAAACUAUUUAAAAGACUUGGAAACUGCGACUGCAAAUGUGACAGUGUCACAGUGUCAUAAUUGCAGCAGCACUUACUCGUAACUAUCAAUGAGCGUGACUAAAGCGAGAUCACUAAUGGUGCGACGAGAAUUGAACUCAGUACAGUAAACACCUGUGCCAAGGGGCUAUCUUCUAGAAGGGGCUAUAGCUCCGGCUAGAAACAGCAAAAAAUAAGAAAUAUAAUAAACUAGUGC